This is a messenger RNA of Caenorhabditis sp. 36 PRJEB53466, 798 nucleotides long. Lineage: Eukaryota; Metazoa; Nematoda; Chromadorea; Rhabditida; Rhabditidae. The record is from the annotation of a GenBank genome assembly.
AUGCACAUUUCACGCAUCAACUUUCGCGGCACCAAUAGCGAUACGGUCACGGUGACGGUGUUUGAGGGCAUCGACAAGUACGUCGAGAUGAAGUACACCGAAGGCAACCUUCAGAUGUAUGCUAACCACAAAAGUUAUAUUCUGAUCUUGUAUUUUUGCAUUACAGAACCACACAUACACCCAAAAUGCAUAAAAUCAACACGAAGACGAAUCAGGAUGCGAAUCCGUUGUUUUCUGCUCUGCUCGCCCUGAAACACAUGACAAUGCCGUCGAAAACGGUGCUCGGAACCCUCGACGGAAUUGCCAUGACGUGUGCGCAACUUCGGAAGCCCCGACAGAUAUGGGGCAUCGUGAAAGGAUGGAAGAUUCGAGCCGAGAUCUUGAAGCUCGACGAUUUGAACGACAACCUAUUCUGUUUCCUCGUCGUCGCCGACCGAAUCGUCGAGAUCCAGACGCAAAAGAUCAAGGAGCAGUGCGAGAACGAGCAGUGGGGAGAGGUGUCCGAUGGUUUUCACAUGAUCACCUCUGGCACCCGUCCCAAACUCGUAUCGUUCACGAGCAAACUCCGCUACCGCUACUACCGAAAAAUUGAAUGUUCUAUUUUCGGUGAGUCAAGGCGCCUCCAAUGAUCCGCAUUCAUUACUGCUUGUCGGACUACAUGCAUGAGCAAAUGCCGCGAGCGUGGAAAAAAAAACAUUUUCUGAAAAAAAAAAAUGAUGAUGCAGUUUGAAAGUCCGCAACUUUGCCUAACGGCACUUUUUGUAUACCGUAUAAGUUUCAGGGUCCCCGGAUAACUAG